UCGGUCAUCAUUGCCGAUCGCUCACGCGGAGAAAUUGAAAGAGAGAGAGAGAUCCCCCCGUGUCUCAUGGGCGUAGGUUCACGGAAUGUCUGAGCGAUGACUGGUGCCUGUAUCCUUAUACCGAAGGCCGAUCUGCGGCGAGGUGGCAGGUGCCUCCUUUCCGUGAUUGCUGUACGCGUUGAAAAGGGGCUUCGCGGUGAUCGGCGGGAGCAAGAAUAGCCGACGUGAUUCUUGGAAAUAGAGUAGGGUGCCUCUUCAGAGAACCACGCGAGAGAGAAUCCUCGUCGGCAUCCUUGGUUUCUGCCGGUGGCGCGAAUCGUGGAAAUUUACGAGACCUCGUCCGUUUCUUUUUAUCGGUCUAUCUUGCUCGCGCGCCCGUUCAUCGAAGUAUAUGCGAGCGUGCGGCGGCUUGCGUCAUUGCCUCGCGGGUCUCUCUCUCUCUCUUCUCGCGCGUUCGUAUGCGUUCGUUGCGGCCUACGUGCGGCUAAGAAGAGACAUGGCAACGGCGCGUGAAGCUAAACAUAUUAACUGUCGGCUCACGCCACAAAAACAACAUGAUCUCAUUCCGCGGCGCAUAUGCAAGAGGCUAACGUAUACCUCAAAAUCUCAUUCAAAAGCGAUUCCAGCGGCACGAGAGGCAAAAAGGGACGACGAAGAGCGAGAUGGACGGGAGAUCCUGUUCCGAGAAAAGGAACACGCGUGUCAAAGGAUGGAGGUGCUGAAAUAAUGCACAAAGAGAAGGAGAUAUUAUAUGCAAAGUGGCGUCGAAAGUACUCGGUGCAAAGUUCAAAGAUUUCUCGUUGGUAGUCGACGAGAACGAUAACUAUUCCGUGCCGCCUGGUAGAACGAUGAUACGAUUUCAGUCGAACCUGCCUGCCGGUGACUGCAGGCUAACACGGUCACGAGCGCUUUUCCUGGAAAAUCCCUUCACCCACCAGCUGCCCGGCUGUAAAAUUUCCUGUUAUAACCGGCCAGUCGUACGCCUUUGAUGUACGUACCGGCGGUAUCUCCUACGACACAAACGUCCGCGACCUAAUCUAAAUGAUACGUCUAGUCUUUCGACGAACAAGCCUCGUCGUAAUUAGCCGCGCGACCGAUCGCGACUUCCAUCGAUAACGGCCUGUGAAAUUCGUACGCGCGUACGACGAUAAGCGUGUAACGGAUUGUAGAAAAGCUCGAGCUACUACAUUCCGUGCAUCGGGAAGCUGAACGGCGGAGGCACAAUCGUCGGCUGUUGAGGAGAAAGGCGAGCAAAAAUCGAGGCUCCAUGCUGGCUGCCGCGGCGAGCUGCUAGGCGACCGCGGCGCAGGCAGGCGUCAGACGUCCACGGCAGACAACAUGGCGCCGAGAGCGCCGCCGUCAUGCCGGCGUGACGUUUCCCGCGCGUCAUUAACGGAAGUGAGCGCAGAAAAUGGCGGAGUUUACGGCGCUGAGGUGUGAAAGGGAAGAAAGAGGGAAGGUGGAGGGGGACGGUGGGGCGCCUACGGACGGUCAAGCAGCCGAGCGAGGUAGGAUGACGGGAGAGAUUAGUCGGAUAGGUUAGGUUGCUAACGCAAAGAAAGAAGAAUAACUGGUAGCCGCCUUCGGCAGUGGACUAGCGCGUCCGUGCCUGUACGAAUGAGGCAACGGGGUAUUGAGGGGGCGGCCACUGGACGGAAAAAGAGGAGACGACAAAGGAGACACGUCGGACGGAGAGAGCGUGAAACGAAGUAGCGGGCCUCGGGUGGGGGUACGGUGGAAGAGAGGCCGAGAGAGUGCGAAUAGGGAGGCUCGAGCGAGUGAGAAAGCGAUCGGCGACGGUAGAGGGGUGGACUGUUCCCAGUGGGAAGCGGUCGCAGUUCUCGCGGCGAGCGGUGGUGGGGAUGGAAAUUAGUUGCGGCAUCUACCAAGACCUAAAAGGAACUCCGGCGCCGCGCACGGCCAAGCCACUUCGUGCAAUGUUACGCGUCAAGGUAUACUCGUGCGUCGUUCUCAGUGCCGGUUUCGAAGCUCACAGUGCUCGUAGUCGUCUCAGUCGUCGUCACUGUUGUACACGGACUCGUCGUUCUUGCGGCCGAUCCGACGCUCGUCGUCGUCGAGCGAGUUAAAUGUGUAAUGUGCUAAACGGAGACACUAUGACCUGCGAUUAUGGUGUGAGUAAGGUGCUCAGUAAAGAUAGUUCAGUGCGAGUAAUGCAUCCGAAGCAGCAGCAGUCAGUGCAUCGACAGCAACAGCAGCAGACCGCGCGAAAAGUGGGAGUCAUGGGCAGCAGGCGUAUUUUUCCGCCGUCUUUUAAGCUCAAGGUGCUGCACUCGUACAGGAAUGACGUGGACUGUCGCGGCAAUCAGCGUGCCACCGCGAGGAAAUUCGGGAUACACCGCCGGCAGAUUCAGAAGUGGCUGCAGUGCGAGGAGAAUCUGAAAAAUUGUGCCGAAAACGGGAACGCCAGGCCGGCCUCGACGACAGACUCGUCCGCGAGUGUAUCGAAAUCGGAGAGUGCGACGGUGACGGAAGGCGGCGGCCCCGCAGGACCCGCUGCGAUCCCAGCGGCGCCGGCCUUGAACCUUAACGUUGCCAGACUGCAUGGCGACGAGCUGACUCCACAGCAGAGGUCCCCACCUCCUGCUUCUCCUCCGCAUCUUCCGCGUUGUGACGCGUCCCCCCCGACUCGUCUUCGAACUGUUCCCAAAAAUAUGCUCCUGCAAGGCGUGUUGGGCUAUUCGCAAUAUUCGCCGCCGUCGUCCUCAUCAUCAUCCUCGUCGGACCGGAAACAUCACCAUCGGGAGGCGGAGAACGCGAUGAUCGUGCAAGAGAUCCACUACGUGGACACGCAAGUGGAUCAGGACCGUAAUUAUUACGGGGACGGGCCGACAAUAGACGUGGAGACGACGUCGGUGCACAGCUGUGAUAGAAAUGAGAUUGCGGCGCAUGAAAGUAUCAGGAGCUACUAUUGGUCGUCUACGGAACAUCAGUGUGCCGCGAAGGAUGCUAACGAAGCGAUCGCUCAUCCUCAGCAUCAUCAGCAACAACGUCAUCACUCGCCGAAUCAUUGCGCGCAGACUUACGGAAAUGUCGAUUUGUUCAACAGACAUUUGCACGGUCUGAUAGGAGCGUCGUUGAUAAAGACAGAGCCAGCUAGCCCAGACUCGACGGCGACGUCAGGGCCGUACGAGCCGGCCGGCUCGCCCGGUGGCCAAUGGGCCCCGCAGUCGCCCACGGUAUCGCAUCAAGUCGCCAACAACAGCAGCGGCUCCUCGUUGCCCGCUCACUUCAACUCCACGGCGGGCCCCUCGCACGUGCAUGAGCACGCACACAUGCUGCUGGUUCCCAGUACGCCGUACUCGUCGCAUCAGCACGAGAGAGAGUCGGAGGAGACGACGGGCUACGCCGAAGAGAGGGGGGAGCAAAAGGAAUAUUGCGGGACGGUGAUUAAGGAAGAGGUGGACCUGCCCGAAGAUGAGGUGUACGACGAAAGGCUGGGGAAUAACGCGUCCCCGUACAUCGACGUGACCGGCGACCUGUCGAGAGACACCCUGGAGGACUCGGAAAACGCCCCCGUCGAGGUGGACGAUUGCUCCGCGUCGAGUCCUGGCGAUCCCGGCAGGUCCAGCAGCAACUCGUCGGACAGCGAGAUGGGCUCCCUCGACGGUGCUCCCGGUAAUCAAAGUUCACCCGGCAAUCUCACCCGCAGACAGCAGCUCCGGCGAUCGUUCCCUCUGAGCUUCAAACUCGACGUGCUCGACGCCUUUCACAAGGACGCCGACGUAGCCGGCAACCAGCGAGCCACCGCGAGGAAAUUCGACAUAAAUCGUCGGCAGGUGCAGAAGUGGCUGUUGAAGGAGACGGAUCUCAGGGACGAGAUCGCACUUCGCGGGGACUCGCGGCAACGACUGGCUCCCGCUCAAGAACUUUUCGUCGAUUCGCCCAUAGAUCUGAGAACGAUCAACUACGUAUCUUCGGACUGCAGUCGGCCGUCGUCCGGCGCGGGUCUCGAGGCGGAGUACGAACGGUCACCGCCGCAUCACCAUUACUACGAGGUCGACGGAAUCCCAUGCAUCCGUACGCUUUAUUUCAACGCCGAGACGACGGCACCGUCCGUCGAAGUGGAGCCCGCGGGACGUUGCAUUCUGCCUUGCUGCGCGGACAAACGUACGACAACAUCGACUACGUCCUCUAGUCAGGAUCUGUCUUUAAGAGGAUCCUACACGGAGUCGCCGAGUGGUCUGUACUGCUACUCGCCUAAAGAUUACGCGGAGACCUACAGCCUUACCGAGGAACAGCCACCUUCCUCGAAGAGACAGGCUUAUUCCUGGAACAAUGCUCCUUCGCCCAAGAGAUUUUGCUCGGACGACACGGCGUCACAAAAAGACCCUUCGCAAGAUCGGCCUCUUUGCCUCGUAAAACCGAAAAGGGCCUGGCUAAUGGCUUCUCGCAUGGAGGCGGCGUUAGCCAGAUCGACUCUCUCCGAGUCGGAUGCGUCCCAGCCCUCGUCAUCGACGUCGGCUAGGGAUGACGGGAUUCUUUUCAAGCCGUACCUGGACAACCCCGUGUGCAGGCCUGCGAGCAACGACGCCGUCCAGCGCGAGCUAUCGCCGAAAACCAGGGAGAACAUUAUUAACAAUAACAAGAGGAGUAUCGACAGUGGGAUCAACGACAACGAUAUCAUUCAUUACCGGCGCAUUUACAAGACGAACAAAAACCGCAGACUCCAGUUGAAUGUGCACCUGCCGACCUCCUUGAGGCCUUUGACAAACCCGAAGGCGGACUUGGAUCAUAUUAGCUACGGAGGUAUGAACUUUACCAGGUACCCGGCCCAUCAUGAGACUAGAAAUAGCUGCUUGUUCAACUGUCUCCGUCCUUACGAAGCGCAAACAAUGGGGAGUCCCCAUCUCGCGAUCAAUCAAAACGGCUUUGUGAUCACGAGGCACCCUCAUUUAAUUGUAAGCUCGGAGGACUCGUUUGCGAUCGAAUCGCUCUGUAGUUAAUUAUUUUAAGGACACCAAAAAUCCAGCGGGAUGAGAGAAUCUGCCGGCGAAGGAUCGAUCCGUACGUGAUCCGCGACACGUAGCGAACCACGUAAGCGCUUAUCGUUUCCGCGGAUCGGCCGGUGUCGCGCGUUAUACAUCGCGAUAAAGUCUUAAUCGGCCAUUGGACGAGUCGAGGCGUGGAAGGAGAUCGUACAUGCUCGCGUCCUCGGCUGGCGUCUUCCAAUUCCGCUAGACUUUCUCGCUCCUCUUUCCCCCCCCCGCGCCCCCCGUCUUCUCUUUCUCCGCAAAAAUCGUGCAGAUACCCCGGCAGAUUCUUUUCCCGCGGCCUUAUCGUCGAGAUUAGAGCCCGCUGGUUAUCGGCUAGGCCGUUUAGAGGUCGAAUGCGUUCGCUAUAAUUAUACAAUUAUGUCAGCGUGGUUGUCCGUUGCGACGUAUUCCGAAGGAAGAAAAUUUCAGGGAAGAUAGAAUCGUCUGAGCAGCAACGUUCUCUCGUGUAUUCAAUGCGCGAAAUUGUCGAAGAGAUUCCGAAAACUUUGGUUUCCGUGACACACGAGAAUCGUUUCCGGCAUUAUCGUAUGUAUUUUUCUCCGGGCCUUCCUGCACAUUAUCGUUCAUUGUUUGAAGUACCACGAGUAAAUCAAAAGCAUUCUCUCUGGAUGAUCUUAUCGCGACUGCGGCCCCCGCUGCGUGUCAUUUGGCGAAGCGUUGCGCUACGCGGAUUCUUCCAAGCGAUGGAUUUUUUUUAUGAUUCGACGAAAACACAGUAUUACUACGGUAUACUACAUCGUUUCUAGUUCAAUUUCGAUUUUUAUUAAUUAGGGUAGUUUAGGAUUUUUAAUUAGUUUUUCUCUUUAACUUUAGCUUUAUCUAUCUUGUCUUGUUUUAGUUUAGUUACACCGUCGAGCUUUAGCAUAGUUUAGUUUCUCUAGUUUAGCCUACUCGGUUUAGAUUUUUAUCGAAAGAAAAAAAAAAUAAAAACCAAAAAAAUUAUAAAAAUCAUUCGACAGAUUAUCGCAAAAAUUGGAAACUGUGGUAUCAGGUCGUAUAAAAUUACGAAAAAAAAAUAAAUUCAAGACUAUCAUUAGAUCGUGUAAAACGAGCAGAGAAUGGAAUUCGAAACUGUCAUUAGAUCGCGCGAUGCUAAAGUUAUCGGAAUCGUUCUGAUCUGUUCUUGCGGCAUAAUACGUAAUAUUAGAAGCGGGCAUUAAGCAUUCCCAUUGGGCGGACAUUAUUUCGCUUAUUAGAAGGCAUCGAAAAAAGAGUUUAGACUUCUCGUCUCGCGCCCACGCGGGAUAUUUCGGACGAAUCUCUCUGGCACGUUUGUGUUUGCACAAACCGUCAUUUGCGUUCCGGUUUCUCAUAUCGAUGUUUUAUAUUUCACAUGUGUCCUCGCUAGUCGUACGGAUACGUUGCGUCGGACAAAAACGUCAAGUAAAAAAAAAAAAACAGAAGAAGAAAAUGAAAAAUGGUUUCAGGGCACCUUUUCCCGACGUUCUGCGGAAAGCUACGUCGGAAACAAACACCGGCGGGCGUUAAUUGCACAACUUCUUAGUAACGCGACACGCCACUCACAAUUUUCCGCGUUCUGACCACGCGAUCGCAUUCGUCAUCGGCCGCGAAUUCGCAGUUGAUCUCUGUGCGGCGAUCGUUUAAUUGCUCAAACAAUUUCUUCCAUGUGCGCACACAUUGCGUCACACGCAAACUACUUAGUAUUACGACACACUAUCCUUGUUCCCUUCGAUCUUACCUUCAAGAUCCGCCUGACUGGUUGGGAUGGGAAAUUGUUCAGGGAAAACCUAAUGGCAAAAUUAACGGUAAAGUUAUCAAUUACAUGCUACCUGUGCGCAUUCCCGAGAAAACGCACGGGUAGCACAUAAAUUACAUAAUUUUACACAUCAUCACGUUCGCGUGUGUCGAUCACAGAACGUAAAUGAUGACUCAUUACAGCAAUCGACGAUCAGUUAAACCUGUUAUUUUGAGUAAAACAAAGGAAAAAGAUCGAGAAGACACACAUAGCUCUGUCGAAAUUAAACAUAUAAUAAUACAGAAAUCACAUAUAAAUAAAAAUUAUGUAAUAAAGACAAUUUUACCGCUAAUUUACAUUAGGUUGGGUACCCAGUUGGGCGGAUAAUUGAAGGAAAGACUUUCAUCUUUCGACAGUUGUCUUUUUUCUGUUUUCUCUCUCAACCUCUCUCUCUCUCUCUCUCUAACACACACACACACACUCUCUUUCUCUUAUCACCUUCUCACAACGUCGUUUAUAAAUAUAGAAAAAGAUGCAUACAUCCGGUGGAGAAUCGUUCGAUUUUAAAUUAUGUACAGGUCGAAAAGUUGCCGGAUCGUUAUCAGAAUUUGGAACUUUCUACCAUGCAUUUAAUGUAAAUAUCAUGAUAUCACACAGAAAGAUCCAAUUGAUCCCCAAUGUUCUCGCAUUUGAGGCGAAACAGGCUAUUUUUGUAAGACCGCCCGACUGAGAGAAAAAAAGUGAAAGAGAGAGAGAGAGAGAGAGAACGAGAGCGCGGUACGAGAGAGAAAAUCUGGAAACUCGAGGCGAUACAAGUCGCAAGCACUUCCGCCGGAGACCACUUCGUGUGCCUUUAUUUCGUAGGUGUAAAACGAGACACAGGUGCGUUCUCGAUGCAUGGCGUGCGCACGCGUUUGCCGCGCGCGUUCAUUUCGUAAAUCACGUACGGGGAGAGAUGUUUCACGGAAGAGCGUAGAUUUGAUAGAGACAGGAGCGCUAUACGAGUUCGCUCGCCGUGCUCACCUCGCUCUCGGUGUAUUAAUUUGCCAAAUAACGAGAAAGACUGACGGCGAUGCGCUGCGCGAUUAAUCAUUCGUCCGUCGAUGGGACACUCGAGAGCGAACGGAGCGUCGUCGUCGCGUUCGCACGCCGAGCGUUAGACACAAACUAUCAUUUAGUUCGCCGAUUAUCGACGGUCGGAUGAAGCGAGGAGUAUGAAUUGAAAAGAAAAGACACAUAUGGCUAUGUUAACAAACAAAAUCCAUGUGCCUUAUAUUGUUAUAUACAUGUUAGAGCGCACACGCGACGUGAGUCGUGCUGUGCCGGAUCUUGGUUUUGUACCAGCGACAUAUAUAUAUAUUGUAUAAUAUGUGACAUAAUAUUAAGCAUGCUGCGAAUAAACAUUACAACAUUGUACAUAUGUAUAGUUUAGGAAGAGAGGCGCGACGGCAAAUCGCACGACACGCGUGGGAAGCAGUUUCUUCUCUCUCUCUCUCUCUCUCUUUCCCUCUAGAGAGAAAGAGAGACGACAAAACACAAACUCUCCCCUCUCGACAAAAAUUGGUCGUGUUUUUCGUGUCCUUUAUCAGAUCCCACGUUGGAAUUGUGUGAGUUCCCGUUUAAGAUUUGUCGUCGCGCUUCUGACAACAGAAUCGGGGUUACGAUGACGAUUCAGACGUGAAUGAGAGAGAGGAAGAGAGAGAGAGAGAGUCAAAACGUUCGCGCGGCCCAUUCGUAUCGCGAGCCAAGUCGUCGAAAAUGUUGUGUACAUAAGAAAUAGUUUCCGUUGCAAUAACGAGCACGGCUCGAGCACUCCCGUCGUCCGCAGUGUCCGGAACAUUUGCGCUUGGACAAUCAACAACGAUAUGUCCUUGUCGGGCGCACCGUCUCUUUUCUUCCUCCGUUACGAGGGAAUAAAAAGACAAUCGGCUGGAAACUAGGGGUUGUUUAUGAGCCUCGGAAGACUUUACAAGUGGAAGAUCACAUGACCGUCUUCUCUGAGCAGGUAGUAACUUCUCGUGCAGGCCAUUCGCAAACAUCGCGGGUUUAGCAAGUGUCUUCGUGAAAAGCGAUACGUGUUACGCCGGUAUUGUCUUUUUUUUAUCAACGACGAGCUUUAACGCCUGCUUCCCAGCGAUGGGACCCGAGAUAACAACGAGCCUUAGGAUAGAAGGUCACUAAAAUAUACACACGCGAAACAGAAGUGAUUUUCGAGAUGCGCUGUAUGCUCUACAAGCAGCGUCUCGCCUGAUGAAAAUGUCUCGGACAGUAAAAGUCGGCCGACCGUGUUGUUGUAUGGGAAAAAGAAAAAAAAACGUGUUACACAAACGACGCGCGUUACGUAAGCGCGUAGCUCUUAAAAUCGCGAUCUGGAAGAAAAAAAGGGACUCUUAUCUCCAAGUUGAAAUCUAUAAAAUUGCAAUCUUCGUUGCGAUUUAUCCACCCGCCGACGCGAGACGCCUUUCAGCCGUGACACGGCUGUUUCAAUAUUUGCGAGGAAUUUGAUCGAUCGAUACGUGGAAGUUUGAAAAGAAGCGCGCCGUACUAUGAUUAUCCACUUGUCGGCAUCGCGCGCGCGCGCAUGUCUGUAUUUUUUCCGGGCUGAGAGCGCGAUAUCUCUCGCAAUCUAAUGCGCGAGCUGCUUUAGCAUCUAACCGACAAUGAUUCACAAAGGUUUCCCUCUGAUAAUACGCCAGCAAGGUCGAACGCGAAAGAACUCCUCGCUUAUCUCCCCGAGAAUCGCGAGAAUGCGUCGAGUGGCGCGGCGCGCUGCUCGCCGGCGGAUGGCGCCGAUUUUCGCGCAUUGGGAACACGCGCGUCGGUGCAUUCGUAUAUAUUUGAGACAAACAUCGGCUCACGCGAUAAAACCCCGUCGUUGUUACUCCCGUGUGUGUGCCUGGGACUUCAGCCUCUCGGCCGCACGCGCGUGCAACUAAACAAACGAACCGCUCCGGAAUUAGGCGCAUAAUCGCUCGCGAUUAUUCGCGCUCUACUAAUUCUCGCAGCCGCUAAAUCCGCGCGUGAGAGAGGUGAAAUGGUAUCUUCCGUCGGUACAAAUUCAAUAGGGCCAUCGGGCUUUCGCACUGAGGAAAAUUAUUAUUAUUAUCGGCCUCAAAUAUACGGAAAAAAGUGGUAGAAUCAAGCAAAUAAUCGCCUAUUUUUCAAUAUGUUAAGUCAAGUAGAAUUUUUAUCAAUUUAAGUGUACUUUAAUAGCUCGUAGUAAAUAUUCACCUGAACGCAGUAAUACCGUAAUUUGUAGAUGAAUUACUGAAUGUAAGUGUAAAAUGGUUUUAUAUUUAAGAGAGUAUUUAUUCGAAUUUAUUAGAAUUAUGUAA
Messenger RNA from Dinoponera quadriceps, 10046 nucleotides. RefSeq lists its product as uncharacterized. NCBI's taxonomy places the organism in Eukaryota, Metazoa, Arthropoda, Insecta, Hymenoptera, Formicidae. Bases 2088 to 4964 code for a protein of 958 amino acids. The transcript has a single exon. The record is from RefSeq and is a predicted model, not a curated record.